CAUGGCAAAAGCGCAACAAAUUGGGGAUUGCAAUUGGUGAAUCAACUGUCCGUUGCUCAUCUCAUUCAUUUUCUUAUCUUACCAUUCUUCCCAAACCAUAUCACAUCCUUCAAACUUCAAUUUCUCUGACACAACUUUUCAGCUCCACUUCACUCUGCAAUUCAAUUCAAAAAUGUUGUGUGUCAACACCGCCUUCACUUCUUUCAUACCCAGAAAACCAACUUGUGUUUUUCCCUCCAAAUCAACCACCCCAAUUUCCUGCACCCUCCAAGGAACCGUUGCCGAACCAAAAUCUACAGCUGCUGCUGAACCGCUUUUGCUUAAUGCAGUUCGUGGGGUAGAGGUUGAAAGACCACCGGUUUGGCUCAUGAGGCAAGCAGGGAGGUACAUGAAGAGUUACCAAACCAUCUGUGAGAAAUAUCCUUCAUUCCGUGAAAGAUCUGAAAAUGUCGAUCUUGUGGUGGAAAUUUCCCUGCAACCAUGGCAUGUUUUCAAGCCUGAUGGAGUGAUUUUAUUCUCAGACAUUCUUACCCCACUUUCUGGAAUGAAUAUACCCUUUGAUAUUGUGAAGGGUAAGGGUCCUGUUAUAUUUGAUCCUAUUCACACAGAUGCCCAGGUCAAUCAAGUGAGAGAGUUUGUUCCUGAAGAAUCAGUUCCAUACGUUGGUGAAGCACUGACAAUAUUGAGGAAAGAGGUCUGACUGGUGCUAUGUUCCGUUGCAUUUCUGCUUUUGUUCGUUUUACACCCCCACUUCCUUUUUAUACCUGAAGUAUGCAUGUUUUGUCCAAUACCAUAAGACAGGAAAUUCUGUAUAUUUUGUGAUUAAAAGGGAUUUCUCUGUAUUUUAAGGAUGUUAAUUGGUUGGGGGCU
This is a messenger RNA of Vigna umbellata (rice bean), 870 nucleotides long. The record is from RefSeq and is a predicted model, not a curated record. Lineage: Eukaryota; Viridiplantae; Streptophyta; Magnoliopsida; Fabales; Fabaceae.